AUGAAGAUUCUCAGCCUUAACUUUCUGACGUGCGCCGUCAAGGCAUGCAAGUCCUCCACCGCCUCGUACCCGCUGCACCCCAAGGACGCUGAGCUCGUGCAAGACGAAAUUGAGCUGAAUGAGCAGAUGCUGCUUAACGUGCUGCCCCGCCUGGAUUGGACUGCGCUGCGGACAAACGCGACUGAGCUUGGCUUCCCCGAACUCCCUGCCGAGGCGCCUACCGCUGAGGCCCUGCAGAGCGACGAGAAGACGCUCAAGGACUUGCACCACCUUCUCAUGGAAACGCAGAUCUUGGAGGGCAAGCUCGUGUGCGGCAACUGCGGCCACGAGUACGCUAUUCGCGAGGGCAUUGCUAACUUCCUGCUCCCGAGCCACCUGGUCUAA
Molecule: messenger RNA, 384 nt
Organism: Verticillium alfalfae VaMs.102
Lineage: Eukaryota; Fungi; Ascomycota; Sordariomycetes; Glomerellales; Plectosphaerellaceae
Product: trm112p-like protein
Exons: 2
Coding region: 1-384 (127 amino acids)
Biological process (GO): rRNA (guanine-N7)-methylation; tRNA methylation; peptidyl-glutamine methylation
Molecular function (GO): protein heterodimerization activity
Source: RefSeq, a predicted model, not a curated record